AUGGCAUCGGGGCAGAAUCAGAGCGCGGUGACGCGAUUCAUCCUGCUGGGCCUCACAGACCAGGCCGACCAAAAGCAUCUCCUCUUUGGCAUCUUCCUGCUGAUCUAUGCCGUGACGCUGGUGGCUCCGCCCUCCACACCCCUGUACUUCCUCCUGAGCGUGCUCUCCUUCCUGGACAUCUGCAGUUCCUCCGUGUUCACCCCCUGGCUGCUGAUCAGCUUCCUCACCGCGGACCAGUCCAUCUUGUUUGGGGGCUGUGUGGUCCAGAUGGCCUUCAUGAUCCUCCACGGCACGGGGGAGUGCCUGCUCUUGGCCGUCAUGGCCUACGACCAAUUUGUGGCCAUCUGCCACCCUCUCCGCUACCACACCAUCAUGUCCAAGCACUUGUGCAUCCUGCUGGUGGUGGGCACCUAUGCUGUGGGGGUGUUCGUUUCAGCUCUGCAGACAGGGAAUGCCUUCGUCUUGCCCUACUGUGGCCCCAACGUCAUUGAUCACUUCUUCUGUGACAUCCCUCCUGUGCUCCAACUGGCCUGCUCAGACACCACUGUAGCCAACGUCAUCCUGCUCUUCCUUUCCGCCUUGGUUACUGUCCCUAUGGUGUCGACCAUCUUGGUGUCCUAUGCCUACAUCCUGGUCACAGUCUGUAGGAUGAGGUCCCUGGAGUCCCAGCGCAAAGCUUUCUCCACUUGAGCCUCCCACCUCACUGCCCUCUCCCUCUUUUAUGGGUCUGUGUUCUUUGUAUAUGUCCAACCCAACCCGGAAAGCGCUUCAGCCUAUAACAAGACCCUCUCUGUGUUCUACACCAUUGUGAUCCCCGUGCUGAACCCCCUGGUCUACAGCCUAAGGAAUAAACAUGUCAAGGCCACUAGCAUCCAACCACAUCUCAUCUCGAACUGUUCCUACGCCUUCCCGUCACUCCCUGAGGUUGAAGCCAGAGGCAGGAGCAUCCGCCUGUUGGGCAACAUCCCUAUUGCCCAGCACCUGCUGAGACAUCACAGGGCCCCAGAUUCAGCCCAGAACUAA
Messenger RNA from Ailuropoda melanoleuca (giant panda), 1023 nucleotides. Its product is annotated as olfactory receptor 1052-like. The transcript has 4 exons. Gene Ontology annotation, molecular function: olfactory receptor activity. Gene Ontology annotation, cellular component: membrane. Lineage: Eukaryota; Metazoa; Chordata; Mammalia; Carnivora; Ursidae. Gene Ontology annotation, biological process: G protein-coupled receptor signaling pathway. The record is from RefSeq and is a predicted model, not a curated record.